CAUCAUUGGACGGUAGUGUUCUGCGCAGUGCUGGGUUUGGAUAUCUUUGCACCUUUAACUUCUUAUAUAUAUUAAAUUUUAUUUGAGAUUUGGUGUGGAAUGGUGUGGAAAAACACUUUACAUGUGCUCAUUCUUUAUUUCGUGUUGUGGGAUAGCCAAAUAAUAAUAGUCUAGUAUUUAUAAAAAAAGACAAUAGAGUCAAUAAAAAUUUCUUAAUCUGUGAAAUGCUUUGACCAAAAAUAUAUCCAAAAGAUUAAUGAAUAAUUGAAGCAUUGAAAAAGUUUUCUCAAUGUGUUGGUUACAACAAAUUCCUAUGAGUUACACAAAUAGAUAUGAUUUUAUUAUAUACCAUUAAAUUUUUAACCAAUUGACAGUUAGAAGAAAUCACGUUCAUCAUCCGUCAUUCUAAGGAUUAAAGGUCAGUAAGGGAUAAACGAAACACUCCACGAAGCAUUGGUAACCAUUGACAAUGUAUAGCUAAAAUGUAUUUUAUCAAGUGUUGAAAAUUGUUAUAAAAUGCAGUCCAUUUAUUGGACUGGGAGACUUCUCUCAAGGGCACUUUGGAAUGGUAUAUCAAAUUAUUCUUCAUGUGCGGAUCCAGCAAUUGUAAAAAAGCGAGAAGCAUCCUUAGUAUCAGCAGUAUGUGGGUUUCCCAAGGAUUUAGCGAGGGGACGAAUGAAGAAAGGACAGUUUGGAGAUGAUGCUUGGUUCACUGCUAAAUUCAAAGCUAUUGAAGUUAUUGGUGUUGCAGAUGGUGUAGGUGGUUGGCGUCAUUAUGGUAUUGACCCAGGUGAAUUCUCUAGUUCCUUAAUGAAGACUUGCGAACGUCUAGUCUCAUUAGGCAAAUUUGUACCUUCUGAACCAGCAGGUUUAUUAGCAAAAAGUUAUUAUGAAUUGUUGGAAGACAAACAAACAAUUCUAGGUAGCAGUACUGCAUGUGUAAUCGUGCUUAACAAAGAAACUAGCAGUAUUUAUGCUGCGAAUAUCGGGGAUAGCGGUUUUGUCGUAGUACGAAAAGGCAAAGUCGUUCAUCGUUCGCUGGAACAGCAACAUUACUUUAAUACUCCAUUUCAAUUGUCAUUACCACCGCCAGGACAUUCAGAUUUAGUUUUAAGUGACAGUCCGGAGUCAGCAGACACAUCUUCUUUUGGCGUAGAAGACGGAGAUGUAAUUCUUUUAGCAACAGAUGGUGUUUUUGACAAUAUUCCUGACCAAUUGCUAGUCACACAAAUGCAAAAAAUUGAGGGUGAAAAGGAUCCUACUAAAAUCCAAGGGGUAGCUAAUACAAUUGCUUGGAUGGCGCGAAGUCUUGCUUUCGACGCAGCUUUUUUAUCGCCAUUUGCUCAAAAUGCUAGAGAAAAUGGAAUUGAUGCCAUAGGCGGUAAGCCAGAUGAUAUCACGGUGCUUUUAGCUACAGUGGCGAUGUAAUUAAUUGACUCUUUGUACGUACAUAAUAGUUUUCUUUCUGUCAGUACACACUUUAUCUUCAUUGUAUUAUAGCUCAUAUACAAUACAUAUAUAAUAUGGAUUA
Messenger RNA from Chelonus insularis, 1531 nucleotides. Its product is annotated as protein phosphatase PTC7 homolog. Gene Ontology annotation, biological process: protein dephosphorylation. The record is from RefSeq and is a predicted model, not a curated record. Gene Ontology annotation, molecular function: protein serine/threonine phosphatase activity. Bases 517 to 1428 code for a protein of 303 amino acids. The transcript has 5 exons. Gene Ontology annotation, cellular component: mitochondrion. Lineage: Eukaryota; Metazoa; Arthropoda; Insecta; Hymenoptera; Braconidae.